This is a messenger RNA of Racocetra fulgida, 886 nucleotides long. The record is from the annotation of a GenBank genome assembly. Lineage: Eukaryota; Fungi; Glomeromycota; Glomeromycetes; Diversisporales; Gigasporaceae.
AAAAUCGAAAGGUAAACGUGCUCGUUCAGAAAAAAAUAAGAUAGUACAUGAAUAUGAUAAACAAGAUGAUUAUGAACAAAUAAAUGAAGAGCUGAACGAUCAUAUGUGGGUAGAUGAAGAGAUCGACGAAAGAGCUGCUGAUUACUUUGAUAUUCUACUUUCAGCUGCACCUAACACCACUUCGACCUGUGCACUUUCAGAUGCAGUUGCAUUGGUACAAUCAGCAGAGGAAAAUAGAGAGAAAAAUAUCAAAGGAAUUAUGGAAGGAAUUAUGGAGGGAAAUACGGAGGGAAAUAUGGAGGGAAAUACGGAGAGAAUUAUGAAGGGAAUUGUGGAGAGAAAUACGGAGGAAAAUACAGAAGAAAAUAGAGAGAGAAUUAUAGAGGGAAAUACAGAGGAAAAUAUGGAGGAAAAUGCAGGAGAAAGUAUAGAAAAAAAUAUAGCUAAUGAAAAAGCAAGAAUGAAAUUAGCAAUCGAGGAACAGGACAAUUUAUUAAAAAAGAAUGAUGAACAUAUGGAUAAAGGAACUAAGGUUCGCUUACAAGCAUCACUGCAAUACUUGCGAUUAAGACACCAAGGUUGGACUAAAAUUCAUGCAAGUGCGACAAUUGCUGGCUCAUUAGGCUGGGGCGAUUAUAAAGUGCGAUGUAUUCGUACAUGGGGUAAUGAAUGGUUAAAGUGGAGAAGAUUACCAAAGGAUAAUCGCGAAAAGUUCAUAAAGGUUCUGAAAGAAUUUGUGGAGAAUGAAGUAUUUCUGUCUUUAGGUGUUGAAAAAAAGACAACUAUAAGUGAAAGAACCGCGUCAACAUGGCUCAACAAGUUGGGAUGGCACUAUAAGGAGUGGAAGAAGGGUAUAUAUGUAGAUGGUCAUGAGCAAGAGGACGUG